AUGUCUGCCGCACCCACGACCGCUACGCCCCCUGUUGCGUUCAACCGCCUUAAGCAGAUCGCUACCGAUGCUUGCCAAUCAGCAAUUGGAUCUGCGGAAUUCUACGACCAUGCGAAGACCGAGCAAUGGAAUAGUGCAAUCAUUUCCUCCGUCCUGAAGGCUGUCAUCUCCGAGUCCACUCCCCAAGGCGGAUCAGCCCCUGCCUAUAAAUUCGCUUGCAACUCUACGAUCGUUCAGCACCUCGUUCCUACUUCUUCCCUGAACAAGUCCAAGGGCACCACCGCCAACUCCGAGGAGCCGCACAUCUCCACGAGCGCCGAGACUACCGGUACCGACGGCAAGCCUCACGUCGGACGCCGCGGCAUGCACAGCGCCACGGGUGCCUACUGGGAUGAAAAGAAGGACGGCAUGUGGUCCUAUAAGUACGACGGCGGCGAGGGCAAGGGCAUGGAUGUCGUCAUCAUGCUCAUCUGGGUCGCUAUCUAA
Messenger RNA from Colletotrichum siamense, 486 nucleotides. RefSeq lists its product as uncharacterized. Lineage: Eukaryota; Fungi; Ascomycota; Sordariomycetes; Glomerellales; Glomerellaceae. Bases 1 to 486 code for a protein of 161 amino acids. The record is from RefSeq and is a predicted model, not a curated record. Gene Ontology annotation, cellular component: cytoplasmic dynein complex; cytoplasm. Gene Ontology annotation, biological process: microtubule-based movement. The transcript has 4 exons. Gene Ontology annotation, molecular function: dynein intermediate chain binding.